Messenger RNA from Alnus glutinosa, 1428 nucleotides. Its product is annotated as 2-oxoadipate dioxygenase/decarboxylase, chloroplastic. Bases 78 to 1232 code for a protein of 384 amino acids. NCBI's taxonomy places the organism in Eukaryota, Viridiplantae, Streptophyta, Magnoliopsida, Fagales, Betulaceae. Gene Ontology annotation, molecular function: oxidoreductase activity. The record is from RefSeq and is a predicted model, not a curated record. The transcript has 7 exons.
AAACUGAGACUGCGUGUGUACAUCGGUACAUAGAGUGGCAACUUACUGUUGGAUCAUCACACAAAGAGAACAAAUCCAUGAGAACUUCCACCAUGUUCUCGUUGUGCUACUCAACAACGUUCAAAGCCACCUCUCACUCAUCGGCUUUCCCAUCAUCGCUUCAUUCUCUCACCUCCGCUUUCUUCCCUCUACAACCCAAAUCCCGCAACUUCGUUUCCCUCAAGGAAUCAUCAUUCCCCGGGAAUUCAAUCCCCACCAAGCGACGAAGUCUCUGCGUGGUUUCCGGCUCUAAAUCGGACGAUGGGUUCCAUGAAUCUUCCUUUGAGGGAGCUGAAUCAUUCUUUAGGAGCGUGAUGGCAAGCAUGGAAACGGUGUACUUAAACAGAAACCCCACAGCAAAAGCAAUCUUGGAGCUUGUUCAGUCUGUGGACGGUGAACAAAUUUGCUAUGAUCAUCUUGCAUUUAGGACAUUUGGGGUGAACGGUUAUGGUAUUGACUCGAUGGCUAAAUUUUUCCUUGAUUUUGGCUAUACACCACGGGAGGAGUUGAGGUUUCCUGCUAAGAAAUUGAAAGCAUUGUGGUUUUCUCCUCCUAGUGUUCCCCUUCUUGAUGGUGAUAGCGGUGUCAAUGGGCCUUUGCCAAGAGUUUUUAUCUCAGAGCUUCUUGUAGAUCAGAUGAGUGCACAAACUCAGGAUAUAAUUAGGAAAUACACUGAAAUAUCUGGUGGUGCAAAUAAGCAUGCAGCUCUUGCAAGCGCAAUCGGAUCUCUAACAUGGGGAAAACCCCUAUAUUCUGAAUUCCAACAAUUGGCAAGGGAAAGUGAAUAUGCUGCAUGGACCCUUGUCAAUGGGUACGCACUGAACCAUGCUACUAUUUCCACUCAUCGACUAAAGUCUCACUUGAGAAAUAUCAAAAGUCUAAAUCAGUUUAUUGAAGACAAUGGAUUCAAGUUGAAUUCCCAAGGGGGAGUUCUGAAAGUGAGCCCCGAUGGCCUUCUGCUGCAAAGUUCAACCGUAGCAGAUUCAGUUUCUUUCCAAUUUUCUGACGGUGUCACUGAAUCAGUUCCCUGUUCAUACAUUGAGUUUGCUGAACGCCUGGUGCUACCUCAGUAUAAAAAUAUAUCUGAGGGAGAGGUUAAAGAGUUCCACAGGCGAGAUGGAUUCGAGGUUGGCAAUGCUGACAAGAUCUUUGAGAGCACAUCCAUGGAGCAGCUGACCAGGAAAGCUGCAUGAGAUACAAAACCAACUUCUUUGGCACAAUGCUUGAGGGAAAUAAUAAGGAUUUGGUACAUCUUGCUGGAGGUUCCAUCAAAGGUGGCCUUCGAGUCUGAGAUGUUAAUGAAUACCAAAUAUUUUCCAAAGUUCAAAGGGUUGAAUCAUGUAAAUUGCUUUGCUUCUCAUAAUAAAAGGACAGCAAGUUUAUUGUAUA